UUUCCCCUCAAUUUCUUCCCUCUCUCGAUUGAUCCACGAACAGUGACAGCACCGCACACAGCGGAACCCGCCAUGGCAGCCGGGUCCUCGAGCGCCAAGCAGGGCCUCUACCCCGAGGUGAACCAGUCCCACCCUGACCUCAACACCGCCUUCCUCGCCAAUCCCGCCGCCGCCGCCACUGCCACCCCCGGCGGUUCGCUCUACCCCGCCGUCGACCCCCAGCAGCUCGCCGAGAACCUCUUCCCUGACGCCGCAGAUGACGCCACGCCGCCGGCGCCCACCACCGAGGAGACCCUUGUCGCGGUUCCGGGCUCGCUGCUCCACCUCGUCGACCCCGACCGCAGCAUGGACCUCGGGGCGGGCACGCUCUCCGUCGUCCGCCUCCGCCAGGGGGACCACUCCGUCGCCGUCCUCGCGAGGCUCAUCCCGGAGAAGCGGAACCAGCGCCGUGGCCUCUUCAGCUUCUGGAGCAGCGGAAAGUCCGGCGACGGCGCUGCGCAGGAGCCCGUACAGUGGCCGCUCACCCGCGACGUCGCCGCCGUCAAGCUCGACACCGCGCACUACUUCUUCUCCCUCCACGUCCCGCACACAGAUCAGGAUGACGCGGAGGAUGCCGAGGCAGAGAAGGACGCGGACGGGGAGGCGGCGCUGAGCUAUGGACUCACGGUCGCGAGCAAGGGGCAGGAGGCGGUCCUUGCGGAACUGGACAAGGUAUUGGAGGAGUACACCACCUUCUCGGUGAAGCAAGUGGAGCCAACGGCAAAGGAGAAGUCGGAGGUGAUGGACACGAAGGCGGUGACGGAGAUCACGCCGGAGGAAGCUGUUGGGGAUAAGAAGGAGGUGGUGGAGGAGCAAUCAGCGGCGUUCUGGACGACGAUCGCGCCGAACGUGGACGACUACAGCUCGUCAGUGGCGAGGCUGAUCGCGCGGGGCUCGGGGCAGCUGGUGAGGGGCAUCAUCUGGUGCGGGGACAUCACAGCGGAGGGCCUCCGGUGUGGGGAGGCGGUGGUGAAGAAGAGCGUGGGACCAAGUGGGAAGCCAUCACAGGUGAAGCCGAGCACUAUCAGGAGGAUGAAGAGAGCUAGAAGGGUCACAAAGAUGUCCAACAGGGUGGCAAAUUCAAUCCUAUCUGGUGUUCUAAAGGUCUCUGGGUUUGUUACCAGCACUGUGCUGAACUCGAAACCUGCCCAGAAAUUCUUCAAGUUGAUGCCUGGCGAAGUUAUUCUUGCUUCACUCGAUGGAUUUGGGAAAGUAUGGGAUGCUGUGGAGGUGUCUGGAAAGAAUGUGAUGCGAACAUCGUCAGUUGUGACAACUUCUGUUGUAACACAUAGAUACGGUGAUCAAGCAGGACAGGUCACACAGGAUUACCUUCACGCCACAGGAAACGCUCUUGGAGUCGCAUGGGCUGUAUUCAAGAUUCGGAAAGCUCUCGACCCAAAGGGCAAUCUGAAGAAGUCGUCUCUGGCGAGCGCUGCAGCCCAUGCUGUAGCUAAAGAAUCAAUAGCUCGGCAAAAGAAGAAGUGAGACAACAUGGACGUCGAUCAUUGCCAUAGGACUUUAGUAAUUUACAGUGAACUAGGCAAGUUAGCAGAUUUUGUUGUAUGCUUGUAUGUAUCGCUUGUGAGGUGUAAGUGGAAACGUUGCCGUGAUGGCUUUUGUUCUGUUUGUUCUGGCUUUUGGGCGUCUACUAUGUUCAAUGUGCAAAUAUGUACCGUACAACUGAUAUGUUUGUAACUUAUCAAGUUAUAUAACACGUGAUGCUUGAAAGAAAAAUCUUACGAUGACUAGCAAUAUACUCGUGUGCUAA
Molecule: messenger RNA, 1807 nt
Organism: Oryza brachyantha (malo sina)
Lineage: Eukaryota; Viridiplantae; Streptophyta; Magnoliopsida; Poales; Poaceae
Product: protein EARLY-RESPONSIVE TO DEHYDRATION 7, chloroplastic
Exons: 4
Coding region: 73-1524 (483 amino acids)
Cellular component (GO): plasma membrane
Source: RefSeq, a predicted model, not a curated record